Messenger RNA from Peromyscus californicus insignis, 3761 nucleotides. RefSeq names its product sarcoglycan beta (gene Sgcb). The transcript is spliced from 6 exons. The record is from RefSeq and is a predicted model, not a curated record. Lineage: Eukaryota; Metazoa; Chordata; Mammalia; Rodentia; Cricetidae. The coding region runs from base 91 to 1053 and encodes 320 amino acids. Gene Ontology annotation, biological process: muscle organ development. Gene Ontology annotation, cellular component: sarcolemma; sarcoglycan complex.
ACCGGGGGCGUGCCGGGGGCGUGGCCAGCGAGGAUGUGAGCCCCACCCACCCCCGUGCCAGAGCGCAAGCGCGGGCUGCAGCGGGCCAAGAUGGCGGCGGCGGCGGCGGCGGCGGCGGCCGCUGAGCAGCAAAGUUCCAAUGGACCAGUGAAGAAGUCCAUGCGGGAGAAAGCUGUGGAGCGAAGGAACGUUAACAAAGAGCACAAUAGCAACUUUAAAGCCGGGUAUAUUCCUAUUGAUGAAGAUCGCCUCCAUAAGACUGGCCUGAGAGGGAGAAAGGGCAACCUGGCCAUCUGUGUGAUUGUCCUCCUGUUUAUCCUGGCUGUCAUCAACCUACUCAUUACGCUUGUCAUCUGGGCUGUGAUUCGCAUCGGGCCAAAUGGCUGUGACAGCAUGGAGUUCCACGAAAGCGGCCUGCUGCGAUUCAAGCAAGUGUCUGACAUGGGCGUCAUCCACCCGCUCUACAAGAGCACCGUGGGAGGAAGAAGGAAUGAGAACCUGGUCAUCACUGGCAACAACCAGCCAAUUGUUUUUCAGCAAGGAACAACCAAGCUGAGUGUAGAAAAGAACAAAACGUCUAUCACCAGUGACAUUGGAAUGCAGUUUUUUGACCCAAGGACACAGAACAUCUUAUUCAGCACCGAUUACGAGACUCACGAGUUUCAUCUGCCAAGUGGAGUGAAAAGUCUGAAUGUUCAGAAAGCGUCCACUGAAAGGAUUACCAGCAAUGCUACCAGUGAUUUAAAUAUCAAAGUUGAUGGGCGUGCAAUUGUGCGUGGCAAUGAAGGCGUGUUCAUCAUGGGCAAAACCAUCGAAUUUCACAUGGGGGGCAACGUGGAGUUAAAGGCUGAAAACAGCAUCAUCCUCAAUGGAACCGUGAUGGUCAGCCCAACGCGUCUGCCCAGUUCCUCCAGCGGGGACCAGUCGGGGAGCGGUGACUGGGUACGAUACAAGCUCUGCAUGUGUGCAGACGGCACACUCUUCAAAGUACAAGUGACGGGCCACAACAUGGGCUGCCAGGUGGCAGACAACCCUUGUGGAAACACUCACUAGGAGCUCUGUCCCCAGGGUCAGUGUGUUCCACUCUCCACUUGACCUUUUCUUUUUAAGAAUGCAUGUGAACCAUGUUUUUACAGUUUGCGGUAACUUGUAAGUAUUUUAACUGGGGAGCACCACUGUAUCGAUUAUGUACGCUCCACACUUAAGAGACUUUUGAGUGCCUAAAUUCUGAUAUGCUUUAUUAAGUUGCACUGAUACUAAAAUGACAGUUCUCUAAAAUAAUUAUGAGAAAUUAAUAAAAUGAAAAGUAAUCUUGAAGUGUUUUUAACAUUCUACUAUCUCUUGUCUAAAGGACAAAGGGAUGAAGAACUAUGUAAGUAAGCCUCUGGUUAUUUCCAGAUCCACUCGAGAUGUCUGGAGAGCAUAGCAUCACUGUCUGUGCUCUUUCUUUUUUUUGGCUUUUAUGGGAAAAGGCACAGGUUUUUACUGCAUUAACCCGAAGCCACAUUUUCACAAACAAGUCAUUGAAGAACUUUCCAUCUAUGAGCUUGUAAGAAACUAUGUUUCCUUAGUUUUGCACUAAAGAAAAUACUCUGUCAUGGAAUGUUUACUUGAAAUAAUGAUACAUAUAAGUAUCUGCAGUGCGUAGCCAUUGACCCCCAACCCCAGUUCUCACUUGUGUGUACUGUUACUAGUGGUAACAGUAGCUGUUGUCAUCAGUGGACCUCUUCUUCCCCAACACCGUCCUGGACACUGUGUGUUUAGUCUCUCUCAUUCUCUCUGCGCCUCUCAGGAAGUGCUUCAAUCCACCUUCCCCCAUCAGGAAACUGAGUCAAAGAAACUAAGGAGCUGCCCCAUCCCAACCACAUAGUAAAGGAUGGAUCCUGGGUUGGCAUUCAAGUACAGUUCUAAACUAGGGGAAACUGAUUCCAAGUGUGUUUCUGCCUUUAUACUCUACACUGAAUUGUCAAUUAUUUAAAACUCUCAAAAGAUGGAAAAGGCUUAAUUCUAAUUUACCUAAUAGGUAAAAAUCAAACAUGUGUGCUACUCUAGUUAAGAUACUAAUCUGUUAGAAAAUAUGACCAAUCACUGUCAGAUUUUAAACUAUCUUGAGCCAAUUCCAAGCUGUCAUUCAAUAGACAGAUCUGCUUGGUCUGCAUGCCACAUGGGAGCACCUGAAUGAGUUACAGAGAGGCCAAUAUAUUGUCCCUUAAGCCCUGGGGAGACUCAGGGGAAAUGGGGAGGCUAGGCCUCAGUAGGGCCUGCUGCCCGAUGUAUUUCCUCCAGUGUCCCAUACCAGCAUCCCCCUUUAGAAGUGUAUUGCACCCAAGAACUAGUACACACUAGGACAAAGGGUGCUGAUGCAGGAGAUGAUACAGGUGAUUUUUAGCUAGGUAUAAAACUUUGAUCUCUGCCCCUCAUCUCACUGUCUCAUUUUAACUAUUUACAGCCCUCAAACGAGUGGAUUCUAGUGUAUUUUAUACUUGAUUGGAAAGCAAUUUUCUGGUACUACUAAGAUACAUGGGAUCGGGUACCCAGAAUGCAUAGCUGUAGACAGCAGGGAGGUGUCAUGGGCCUAGCCACACAGAAGGACACCUGUAUACUGUCACGGUCAUGUGUAGAUAAGAAAAUCAACCUAGAAAACAGUUUGUGUUCAAUACUGUCACAGUUCUGUCAAGUGGAAAAAACUGAAUACCUUAGAGAUCGUGAACUCAGGCUGAGACCUGACACUAAGUGCAGGUUUUAGAUGUAAAGGAAGAGAGCGAUGUAUGCCUCUGGAUAUGGUCAAGGAUUGUUUAAUAACUAAAAAAUGCCCAGAAAAAUCAUGUUUGGAGUUCUCAUUUCCAUGCUCAGUGUAUUUUAAAUUGUACAUUUGUUACGUGUUCUUUUUCAAUUUGUUUUGAGAAUUUCUUUAAAUAAAUAUUUUUACUAAAACCACAGAACACUAUAUUACAAAGUAUUCUUUACUAAAUACAAUUCAUGAAAAAUGUAUUUUUGCAUUUCCUUGAGAAACACUUGUGUUUUGAUACAUCUCCAUUGAGCACUUUGAUGCAAGAGAACACCUGAUGCUUUGCAAAGCUGCUGGUGACUGGGUGUGACAUUCUAGAAGGCAUUGCAGGUAGACCCCCCCCCGGGGGGGGGGGGCACUGACCUGCUAGCUCUGCUGAGGCGCCAAGCAAGAUCAAGUCCUGGUACACAGUGAAGCCACACUGCUCAAGCUGGCCACCAGGGGGAGGGCUCCUGCUCAUCUGUUCAUUUCUUCUGUUGGAACACAGCACACUCAGAGGACUUGGCUGCCGCAGCCUGGGGGGAAGGAGACGUAAGAGGAAAACAGACAAACAUUUGUAAGUAAGGACAAUGUUUUAGACGUGGAUAUCAGAUGCUCAAAGAGACAGAAGAAAUACAAGAUUCCUUAGAGACUGCGCAGCGGACAGGGGAGUCUACACAGCCAAGCAGGAGCUGCCAGCCAUCAGCUGCAGUCUUUUAAAAUACGCUUUAUUGGCAAUCUUUUUGCAUUGUAACAGAAGCAAAAUAAAGUUUGUGUGACAGUUUUAAUGAUUAAAGGUAGGAAUUCGACCUGGUUUUGAUGAGUGGUUUUUAAGGGGGGUGGAAUUUCUGUGUUAAACUUGGUGAAGAGGAGCCCUGAAGUGUUGGUCAUUGUGAUCUUUCGAAGACGUAAGAGGGGCAAAGGUUACAAGCUAUGCCACACAAAGAUAAACCUAUAAUGUGUUUACAAUAAAAUUUUGUGAACUUUGCUGUCA